Messenger RNA from Trifolium pratense (red clover), 570 nucleotides. RefSeq names its product ribonuclease-like storage protein. The record is from RefSeq and is a predicted model, not a curated record. Gene Ontology annotation, molecular function: ribonuclease T2 activity; RNA binding. Gene Ontology annotation, biological process: RNA catabolic process. Gene Ontology annotation, cellular component: extracellular region. Lineage: Eukaryota; Viridiplantae; Streptophyta; Magnoliopsida; Fabales; Fabaceae. The transcript has 2 exons. The coding region runs from base 1 to 570 and encodes 189 amino acids.
AUGCAGUGGCCACCAGCUUUCUGCAGGCUUAAGCAAUCGAAAUGUGUUAAAUCACCCGCCAGUCAGUUCAAAAUACACGGUUUGUGGCCUCAAAACAAAACAGAUCCUCAACCAAGGAAAUGCUCAAGUGAUUCAAAAGUGACAAAUUUCAAAAAAAAAAUGCUUUCUCUAACAACAAGGACUGAACUCGCUACUUCAUGGCCCAAUUUAAAAGGAAUGGAUGAAGUUUUUUGGAAACAAGAAUGGCUCCUUCAUGGAACCUGCUCAUACUCCACCUUCAACCAAACCCAAUAUUUCGAUGCAGCAAAUAAUAUUUGGAAAGCGUUGCCAAUUUUCGAUAUCCUUCAUGAUGAACAAAUUUUUCCAAGUAAUAUUGACUUUCAAAAAAGGGAUCUCAUUAAAGAUGCAAUAAAUAAUCACAUUCAAGUUGUUGUUGAACUUGAAUUUUCUUGUACUUUCUAUCCCACUGAGCUAAUAGAAAUUAAGGUCUGCAAAGAUCAUGCUGGAAAUGCCUACGAGGAUUGUCCAAAUCUGGGAAAUUGCGGAUCUACAUUUAAAUGGAAACCAUAG